ACGCGCUCAUUAAAAUCCCCCAAAGCUUUCUUCUCCGCCCCCCGUCCUCACGGCGCACGCAAGGCUUCACUCAUCGUCUCCGGCCCCUCUUCGCCCUGGGAGGCUCCGGCGUCUCUCUCCGCCUUCCGCACCGCCGCCGCCGCUUCAGAUCGAUCGAGCUUCUGAUCCGGCUUGGGGGGAUUUCGGAAGUCCUUACACGUUGCCCCGUGUAGAGAACCGCGCAGCGAGGAUGUUCAGCGGAACGAACCCUUUUGGGCAAUCAUCUAGCAGUCCUUUUGGGACCCAAUCAGUCUUUGGGCAGGCAAGUAACCCAACCAAUCCUUUUGCCCCAAAACCUUUUGGUAGCCCAAACCCUUUUGGCACUCAAACGGGGAGCUCCAUGUUCGGUGGGACUUCAACUGGUGUUUUUGAUGCUACUCAACCCUCUUCGCCUUUUUCUACUACGCCUGCCUUUGGUGCUUCAUCUUCACCAUCUUUUGGAACUUCAACACCCGCUUUUGGUGCAUCAUCAACUCCUGCUUUUGGGAGCUCUUCCUCAGCUUUCGGUGGAUCUUCUUUUUUUGGACAAAAGCCUUCUUUUGGUGGGUUUGGUUCGACCCCUCAAACAAGUCCAUUUGGAAGCACAAGUCAGCCAUCACAGCCAGCAUUUGGGGGCAAUGUUUUUGGUUCCUCCCCCACUUUUGGUGCAUCAAGUCAGUCAGCAUUUGGUGGUACUAGUACUCCUGCCUUUGGUUCUACCAGUACACCUUCAUUUGGAGCUAGUACAUCUGCCUUUGGACAAGCAAGCACUCCUGCCUUUGGUUCAAGCACUCCAUUUGGGAGCACAGGCACUGCUUUUGGCUCAUCAACCACCCCAGGGUUCGGCACUGGGGGAGCUUUUGGGACUUCCAGUGCACCACUUUUUGGAUCUUCAAGUACCCCUGCAUUUGGCGCAUCCAGUGCUCCUCUAUUUGGUGCUUCAAGUGCUCCAGCCUUCGGUGCUUCCAGUACUCCAGCCUUCGGUGCUUCCAGUACUCCAGCCUUCGGGGCUUCCAGUGCUCCAGCCUUCGGGGCUUCCAGUGCUCCAGCCUUCGGGGCUUCUAGUAGUCCAUCCUUCAGUUUUGGCUCUUCUCCUGCUUUUGGCCAAUCAACCUCUGCAUUUGGUGGCAGUCCAUUUGGAGCUACAUCAUCCCCUUUUGGAUCCCAGAUUGGAGGCCAGGCCACAACACCAACUUUUGGAACUAGUGGUUUCGGACAGUCACCUUUUGGAGGUCAGCGUGGCGGAAGUAGAGUGGCUCCUUACACACCAACAACUGAGGCAGAUAAUGGCAGUGGAACUCAAGGAGCUGGUAAGCUAGAGUCAAUAUCGGCAAUGUCUGUAUAUAAGGAUAAGAGCCAUGAGGAGCUUAGAUGGGAGGAUUAUCAAGCGGGAGAUAAAGGUGGACCAAAUCCUGCUGGUCAGUCCGCUGGUGCUAUUGGCUUUGGUGCUUCUUCUUCAACUCCUUCACCAGCAUUUGGUCAAUCAUCUCCUUUUGCUUCCAACACAACCUCCAAUCCUUUCGCUUCUAAACCCUUCAGUACUGGGUUUGGAUCCUCGGCUACACCCAGCAUUUCACCUUUCAGUUCUUCAACUGCAUCGACUGCACCUUCCUUGUUUGGAUCGACUCCAACUCCUGCAUUUGGUGCCAGUUCAUCAUCAUCCAUCUUUCCUACAUCAGGCCCUUCUGCAUUUGGUUCAUCGCCAUCAGUUUUUAGUUCUCCGACUAUGGGGAGCUCUCCAUUUGCCUCUAGUUUUACCUCUCAGUCCACCCCAUUAUUUUCAUCUACUACGCCAUCCUUUGGCCAGACUGGCUUUGGACAGAGCACUUCUACUUUUGGACAGACCGCGUCUCUAUUUGGACAGACUACAUCUCCUUUUGUUCAGACAACUACUCCUUCGUUGGGUCAAACAAACAUGUUCAACACACCUACUGGUGGGUUUGGGGGAAGUUCAUUCCCAAGCACUUCACAGCUUCCUUCUACAACUCCCACUGGAUUCAGUCCAAUAAAUCAGUCCUUCUCGACUCCCUUUCAAUCAUCUCAACCUGCCCAAACAACCAGUCUUUUUAGCUUUGGUCACGUGGGUCAGACACAAACAGCUGCUACCGGUGGUUUUGGUACCCAAAAUAUAUUUGGCCAGAGCAACCUUGGAAAUCCGUCGGCCACCCUGACCCCUGCUGUCAUGCAACCAGUUGCUGUCACUAAUCCAUUCGGAACCCUUCCUGCAAUGCCUCAAGUAUCAAUUGGCCGAACUGGGACUAGUUCUUCUAUUCAAUAUGGAAUUUCCAGCAUGCCAGUGGUGGAAAAACCUGCUCCUGUCCGUAUAUCCUCUUUAUUGACAUCCCGACAUUUGUCGCAGAGACGGAUUAGGUUGCCUAUAAGGAAAUAUCACCCUAAAAGUGACGCGCCAAAGGUUCCCUUUUUUAGUGAGGAUGAAGAAACACCUAGCACGCCAAAGGCUGAUGCUCUUUUCAUUCCUCGGGAAAAUCCAAGGGCUCUGGUUAUCCGUCCAUCUGAGCAGUGGCCUUCAAGAACUAGCACAGAAAAGCCAUCUCCAUUGAAGGACACAUCUGGAACUGGGCAGGAAAACGGAGGUCCAGUUGAAAAUGGUCGUGUGAAGGAUCAAACAGAUCAUGUUAGAGGCAGCCACAAAUCAAAUGGAGACCAUGAUGAUCACUCUGUUCUGAAAGGUGACUCCUCAAUGACACUCAAUGGACACAGGGCUGGUGAGGCUGCAAUAGUGUAUGAGCAUGGUGCAGACAUUGAGGCACUAAUGCCCAAGCUCCGUCACUCCGAUUACUACACUGAGCCUAGAAUCCAGGAGCUGGCUGCCAAGGAAAGGGCUGAGCCAGGGUUCUGCCGCCGUGUCAAGGACUUCGUCGUGGGGCGGCAUGGUUAUGGAAGUAUCAAGUUCAUGGGUGAGACUGAUGUUCGACGGCUUGAUCUUGAAGCCCUUGUCCAGUUUAACAACCGAGAGGUGAUUGUUUACCCGGACGACAACAAGAAACCUCCUAUUGGACAAGGUCUCAAUAAGCCCGCUGAAGUUACACUUCUUAACAUCAAAUGUUCUGACAAGAAGACUGGACAACAGUGGACAGAAGGGCCUAAAAUUGAGAAGUACAAGGAGAUGCUCAAGAAGAAGGCUGAGGAUCAAGGUGCUGAGUUUGUGUCGUAUGACCCUGUCAAAGGAGUGUGGAAGUUUAAGGUCAGGCACUUCAGUAAGUACAAGCUUGAAGAUGAAGUUGAUGAUUGGAAUGUAUCUGCUGCCUCUGAGUCCUGAUCUAAGAAGGAUUGAUAAUUGAGAUAUUGUAAUUUUAGAUCUUGUUGAAUCAGUUUUGGGUUUUGUAUAGCACCAGCAUGAUGUCUUGGAUGGUGUGUUGUUGGGCUUUGUAGUCUAUAUUUUGCUUGUUAUCUGCUGGUAUCUGAUGGCUUUCCCAAUCCUCUGUAAUCCUUUAUUUCUUUCCUUUUGACUUGGAACUUUAUUUUGGCUGGUGCCACAAAGGUUUAUGGAAAAAGAACUUGUACUUACGAAAUUAAACGAGAAUGGAGAGAAUUUCACUUGCUUCA
Eucalyptus grandis is the source of this 3585-nucleotide messenger RNA. RefSeq names its product nuclear pore complex protein NUP98A. Gene Ontology annotation, molecular function: structural constituent of nuclear pore. Gene Ontology annotation, biological process: protein import into nucleus; post-transcriptional tethering of RNA polymerase II gene DNA at nuclear periphery; RNA export from nucleus. Gene Ontology annotation, cellular component: nuclear pore cytoplasmic filaments; nuclear pore. The coding region runs from base 230 to 3298 and encodes 1022 amino acids. Lineage: Eukaryota; Viridiplantae; Streptophyta; Magnoliopsida; Myrtales; Myrtaceae. The transcript has 12 exons. The record is from RefSeq and is a predicted model, not a curated record.